AUGUUGACCAAGGGAUGGACCAUGUUCUGUGAUCUUCACGUUGGUGCCUUGCCUGAUCCGGAGGACUUCCAUGGUCUCUUCAUGGAAACCAACAUGGAUACCUUCAAAUGCAGCAUCAAUAUCAACCACCCUGUUCCCGAACCUGGUUUGGACUUCACCAUUCUUCACACUUGGCUACUUGUGGGAUGUUUCAUUACUCUGCUGUGCUUCUCUUGGCUCUACUCUCCUGAUCAGCCCAGCACUGAUCCAAUUGAUGCACCUCCCCCUGAACCUCAGUCCCGCUGGAUGCGCCAUCGCCAUGCCCAAGCCUACCGCCGUUGGAAGCGUCGUGCGAAUCGAUCCAAGGGAGCAAGUAUCCGCGAUUAUGGUUGCAAUCGGAAAUACCCCCUCCAUCUUCGAUCAUCCGGAACUUACUACAAGGAAGCACCCCCCCUCUCCACUCAACGCAUUCUCGGUGGUUUGCGCCGUUGGUUUCACAAGUCUCAACAUCGUCCCUCUGGUCAUCGUCUUCGUCAAGCGUUUGUUCCGCCCCUGUGCGUCCCAGGAGGGAGGAGUGGCAUCAGAAGAAACCAGGAGAUCACGCUGCGACAGCCAAGCACAGACCCAGCAACCAUCAGAAUGCGGCCCAUGUUGAGUUCUGUGAAAACAUGUAUGAGUAAGGCAAAUUCUCGUCUCAGGCGUGCUAACAACGAACCUUUUGCAGCGCCACAGCAACCAAGACAAUCCGGACAGAGCCUCGACAACCAAGGAACUCGAGAAGGAGAGAACAGAUGA
Molecule: messenger RNA, 774 nt
Organism: Seminavis robusta
Lineage: Eukaryota; Bacillariophyta; Bacillariophyceae; Naviculales; Naviculaceae
Source: the annotation of a GenBank genome assembly